AUGGGUCUUUGGCGCAAGAUAACUACGAGGAGGAUGGCAAGUAUUAUUUUCUACCUCAAUUUAUUAGAUUUCGCUACUGAUUAUUGCUAUCUGUGGAGCAAGCCGUUCCUGAACAAUAUUAUACACAACAUCGCAAUUGCCAGUGCAUUUGCAGCUACUGGCGGAAUUUUUAUUUUUAUGAUUUUUGGGUUUAUAUUUGACACAACUUUAAAAGUCAGGAUAUUCCGCAGUCAAGUUUAUGUGCAAGAACAAGUGAUAAAAGAUUUCAAAGAAACUAUGACCUUGUGCAUUCAUUUUAUUUUCAAAACUGCAUUAGAGAUCCCUAUUUCUAAAAACAAAGCUUUGUAUAGGGUUAGCAUGCUCCUCCACGUCACGCUGGAAUCUUUUCCUGAGCUGGUAAUCCAAUGUAUCAAUAACAGCAGAAUGAACCUGUGGAACGAGCCUUUAUCGAUUAUUUCUGUCACGGUCUCAUCUUUGAUGAUUAUUUUGGCACUUUUAGUCACAAUUAAAACAGAUAAACAUUUCUUAUAG
Messenger RNA from Blepharisma stoltei, 531 nucleotides. NCBI's taxonomy places the organism in Eukaryota, Ciliophora, Heterotrichea, Heterotrichida, Blepharismidae. The record is from the annotation of a GenBank genome assembly.